GAUUGUUUACAAGACACCGUGAUGUUCGUUGCACGCGACCAGUGUGCUUCGUCCUCUUUUCGUAAAUGAUUGGAAGGGUUCUAGCUUAAUCAAUACGAUCCAAAUGAAUGACACGAGUUUACCGGCUGACAUGGGACCCCCAUUUAGGACUCGGUUACAUCCAUUGAGUUCGACCCUCGGAGCUGUUCUCGACAUAGUGGAGAGUGGACACACGACAGUGACGCCUAUUCGUAAGGAAACGAGGCUACGCUAUAGUUUUGACUCGGAGCUCACGUUUACGCCAAAGUUGAACGAAGCGAGUCUCAAGAUGGCAAGAGAACGAGGCCACAAUUGGAAAGAAAGCUACGAAUCUCGUCAAGCGGCACAGAUAGCUGAGCAUGAACGCGCUUUCACGUUCAAACCGCGUGUAAGUAUGCGUAGUGAGAGGAUAGCUCAGCGUCUCAACUCGACAUUUUUGUCUCGGCAACAGCAACACGUGGAGAGGCGACGGCAACUGAUGGAGCACUUGACAUCCGGGCGUAGACCGGUGAGAGGAGCACGCACGUUACCGAAGACAAUUUCUGUCACUCACAUGAAUCUCUCCAAUACGUCAUCAUCCAGGGUGCUAUCUACCAGUAGUUUUAACACAAGUAAAAGUCUUUGUGACGUCGGUAUUAGAAAUAUGACGUCAACAUCCGGGACAUCUCUCACGCCUGUUGAGUUUCCCACAGAUUCUUCAGACAGGGAGUUUGAUGAAAUGUUGUCUUCACGGAAUGCCAUUGAUCAAGAGAAUUUGAGAAAAGGCAGUGUGACGAGAUCAACUGAUAAGCUCGUUGCGAUAGAAAAGAGUGUGUAUCUUACAUCUGUGCCACUGAAAAGGAAAAGGAGUGAUGGCGAACGUCAUACAAAACACAAACGUUGUUCAACAUUUCCAACAUCUUCCAAUGAGAAUCGAGAUGUGACUUCAUUGAAAGCAACAGAUGAGGCCACCAGAUUGAGAACUAAAUCACUUUCUUCUGUCCAAAAGUCUUUCAAGGCAGUACAAUUGAAGCCGACCUUUGUCCCUGUGACUAAACAUUUAGAAAAUAGUUUAAAUAUUUUUCAUGUGAAACGAGCAAAAGAGGCUGCUAGCAUUGCAAUCAGAGAGAAAAAGGUAUUUCUUUGUAUAGGUCCAUACAUGCCGAUUCGACAGAGUCUUCGUCGACGUGGAUGGGUUGAGAAGAACUACAAAGGCCCACUGGGCGCACUGAAACAGAGAAAAAAGGACAAACAGAAAAACAGCAAACAGUCCAAGUUGGCAACGAAAGGGAACGAAAGUGGGAAGACGGAGAGCAGUCAGUCAAGCGACAGUGACAGUGACAGUGACACGGAGAUGUCAGAUCAGUUAGUUCAAGCAUAUAGGGAAGAGUUUACUGAUGACGAAGAGUACAGUAUGGCGUCUCGAGCUGUGAGGUUAACUUAUCCACAUUUUGUCUGGACGUGUAAGCGAGAUGACAUCGAGUUCCGGUUUCUGAGGAGAGACCAGAUUGUUAGUCACUACCAGCAAGCUGUUUCGUUCACUACAAAGGUUGGACUGUGCAAAAACUUGAGCAACCUAAUUUGGUUCUCAGACACCGAUCCACACACAUUUUUUCCUCGCUGUUAUCGGCUUUGUGCAGAUGACGAGAAGAAGACUUUUAUUGAUGACUUUCGAUUAACUGCGGCAGUCAAUAUCUUGAAAUGGGUGGUUGAAAAUUCGCACUUGAAGAUGUCUGUUGCUAUUGGUGAUACUUGCAAUCAGUCUGUCGCGAGCGUAGGGCAGAGAAAGGAUGAUGAGGACAAAGAGAUAUCACAUGUGGUGUCUGAAGAUGCAGUUAAUAUGGCUCUGAUUGCAUGUGAUGAGUUUAUUAAGUUUAGAAAUCACUCAGACAUUGAUGAAACGCCAUCUAAAGCACCAGUUAUAUCAGAUAAUGACUGGAAUGAUCUUAUCCAGUCUUCAUAUCAACUAACACAGGAACAAGGUGUUCUUUCUUCAUUGUCUGGUAUUACUUACAACAGAUGUGUAGCUGUACUGAAUAUGUUGAAGGGUCAUCUUCCACAGUUGGAUUUGGAUGGCCUGACGAACAUAUGGAUAGUGAAACCUGGUGCAAAGUCACGUGGAAGAGGGAUAUUUUGUUUGAAUCGGUUGGAAUCAAUUCUUGAACUAGUGUCUAGCACGGUGCAGAAGAAAGAGAACAAGCUGAUUGUGCAGAAAUAUAUUGAGCGACCUCUCCUCAUCUAUGAGACAAAGUUUGACAUUCGUCAGUGGUUUCUUGUCACUGACUGGAAUCCUCUAACGAUGUGGGUUUACAAGAAAUGUUAUUUACGCUUUAGCACACAGUUAUUCACACUGGACAAAUUAGAUCAGAGUGUACAUUUGUGCAACAAUUCAAUCCAGAAACAUUAUGAGAACGCAAUUCGACCAAGCGAACUCCCCGAAGAAAACAUGUGGGACGAAGAACAGUUCCAGUCAUUCCUAUCUGCUCGCGGUGCAGGCAGAGCGUGGCAAGAUGUGAUAUAUCCAGGUAUGAAACAGGCUCUGGUUGCUGUCUUGCUUACCUCACAAGACGACAUGGAUUUGAGAAAGAAUUCGUUUGAGUUGUUUGGCGCUGACUUUAUGAUCACCGAAGACUACAGACCAUGGCUGAUUGAAAUCAACUCUAGUCCCGCGAUGUCUGCAAGCUCGAAAGUGACUGCGAAGCUGUGCCCUCAGGUAAUGGAGGACACGUUGAAAGUUGUUUUGGAUCGUCGUCGAGACAAGAAUGCCGACAUUGGAUGGUUCGAGUUGGGCUAUAAACAGAAUCAUGUUGCAGUACCCACUUACGUUGGCAUGCAGCUAGUUGUUGAAGGACAACAUAUGAACUUAAAUACACAGAACCGAAAGCCAAUGCCCAAACCAGAACCUGCUUCGAAACUUCGACCACAGAGCUCGGUCUCGAUUUCUGGACAUUCCCAUUAUGAUAGCAGCAUCUUCAGUGAGAAUAACGACGACAGUGAUGAUGGCAGUCAGUUGGUGAAAAAACACGUGAAGUCUCAGGAUAGUGUCACAUGCUGUCCAACCAGAGUUGUUUCUCCCGGACUGGCGCCACUCCCACAGCACACACAAAGAUUGACGCAGAAGAGAGCACCAGUAAACAUAAAGAGGCCGUUGACUACAUCUAUGAAUCGAUCUCGUCUCAGGUCUGUUUCACUGAAACUACGCACGGUUGGUCUGGCAGUGUUUGGAUCCAAACCAGGCAAAUAGGACUCUGUACAGAAAUAUAGUAAAAAUUGAAUGAGUAAUAAGAGCAAAAUCUGGAUAUGCUUUGGACUAUUCAGCUUAGGCAUAAUUUAUUGCAUAUUUGUAAGUACCACUCUUGUAAAACAUUGAGUUUCUAUGAUUGUGUGGAUUCUCCAG
Corticium candelabrum is the source of this 3394-nucleotide messenger RNA. RefSeq names its product tubulin monoglycylase TTLL3-like. The record is from RefSeq and is a predicted model, not a curated record. Gene Ontology annotation, biological process: protein polyglycylation. Bases 104 to 3241 code for a protein of 1045 amino acids. Gene Ontology annotation, cellular component: microtubule cytoskeleton. Gene Ontology annotation, molecular function: metal ion binding; protein-glycine ligase activity, initiating; ATP binding. Lineage: Eukaryota; Metazoa; Porifera; Homoscleromorpha; Homosclerophorida; Plakinidae. The transcript has 17 exons.